Molecule: messenger RNA, 1630 nt
Organism: Momordica charantia (bitter melon)
Lineage: Eukaryota; Viridiplantae; Streptophyta; Magnoliopsida; Cucurbitales; Cucurbitaceae
Product: Mitochondrial transcription termination factor family protein
Biological process (GO): regulation of DNA-templated transcription
Molecular function (GO): double-stranded DNA binding
Source: RefSeq, a predicted model, not a curated record
ACCGCGAACAUGGCUAUUGGCUGCAAGCAAAGGACAAGAGGAGAAUCCGUGGUCCGCAUCCGCCCAACUCCCGCGGGCUCACCCUUCUUCUUCAAUUUCCCGUUCCCCUGCACAAUCUCAACUCUACUUCUGACUUUAAUCUCUGUGCCAGCAAUUAGUCUUCAAAUUUCAGCUACUUUUGAUUGGAUUCAAGCAGUUUACUGUUUCUUUUCCGCGUUCACUAAGCUCCUCAUGGCUUCUGCUUCUUAGCUUGGAUCAAAGUUGACGAUCUUACUAGGCUGAAACACGAUUUUGCAUGAAAAUUCAUCUGACCAGCUCUUCGAUAAACUUUUACUGGUAGUACGGCUGCUUUGGAAAUUCUAAUUUCGGGAGUAAUGUACAGGGAUGCUAGGAAAAGCAUUGGUGUCUCCCAUAUCAACAGUUGAUUCUGCAACUCGCUUCUGCUUUUCUACUGAUUUUAUACUUUAUUCCAAAUUCUCGUUGCAGCCUGGCUUUGUGACAGCCAAACCAGAUGGUGCAUGUUCAAACGUGAGCUUCUCCAAUCGUCCUUGGAAGAACGUGACAAAGGAUGCGAGGAGACAUAGUCCCUGUCCCAGGAAGUGGGAAAUCCAUUCAACUGCUCAAGUUGAAAGCUUGAUAUUAAGUGAUGAGGAUAAGAAGACAUGGGAAGCUUGCCGACAAGCUCUGUCCAUGUUCAGCUUCAGUGCUGAGGAGCAGGAUAAGAUGCUCGGAAAGGCGUUCGGCCACAUUCAUUCGCCCUACUGGGGCGAAGACAGAAAGAAGGAAGUCCCAAAGAUUGAAAUUGUAAAUGACAUACUGGAAUAUCUGAGGACACUCGGCCUUUCUGAUGAUGAUCUCUGUAAGCUUCUAAAAAAAUUCCCAGAAGUUCUUGGAUGCAAUCUUGAGCAGGAGCUGAAAACCAAUAUACAAUUGUUGGACAAGGAGUGGGGAAUUCAAGGCAAAUCACUCAGGAACCUUCUUCUGCGUAAUCCCAAGGUAUUGGGCUACAAUGUUGAUUGUAAAGGAGACUGCAUGGCGAAAUGCACCAGAUGCUGGGUUCGAUUCUAGAUGCAGAGCUAUGGUGGGUCUCUAUCUAUGGUUGAAUAUUCCCAAAAGAUAGGUAUGCUUUUUUUAUUUUAUAGUUCUGCUUUAUUCUUAUUUUAUUUGAAUAUUGGUUAAAGAAUAUUAAGAGGAUGGGAUGGUGUGAAUAUUGUAUUAAGAAGACUGUAAAGGAAAAUGCGAGUAUCGAUGCAGCAAGGCUUCAAGGCAGAAGAUUUGCAUAAGAGCAUGCAAGACGUGCUGCAGCAGAUGCCACUGCGUGCCGCCGGGAACUUCCGGCCACCGUGACCUCUGCCCUUGCUACGCCAACAUGACCACCCACGACGGCAAGCUCAAAUGCCCCUGAAUUUACCCUUUUGCCCUCCGCAUCGGACUUUCUCGUGGACUCAAAUAUUAAUUUAGUUUACGAUAUCUAAUAUACGGAAGAAACGGGAUCAUAUAAAUUCAAUUUAAAUUUAAUAGCUCUUACAAUAUGGAUUUACGUUAUAUUAUCUUGGAUAAAAUUACACGGUUGAUGUAGAACUGAUUAUACCAACUGUAAGUAUAGGUAAAUUACUAAUUUUUAUGAUUA